Molecule: messenger RNA, 1865 nt
Organism: Drosophila willistoni
Lineage: Eukaryota; Metazoa; Arthropoda; Insecta; Diptera; Drosophilidae
Gene: SCCRO4
Product: DCN1-like protein 5
Exons: 6
Coding region: 671-1411 (246 amino acids)
Biological process (GO): positive regulation of ubiquitin-protein transferase activity; protein neddylation
Cellular component (GO): ubiquitin ligase complex
Molecular function (GO): cullin family protein binding; ubiquitin-like protein binding; ubiquitin conjugating enzyme binding
Source: RefSeq, a predicted model, not a curated record
AUCGAUGGGCAUUUGCCAACCCUGGAAACAGCAGUGGAAAAACAGCAGAUUUUAGUUUUAAACUAUAAUAAACUACACGACCUGCACUGCAUUCAUGCAGAAACAUGAAAAUUUGUGCAAAUAAUAGUGACAAAGGGAAAUAAUUUCCAUCAACAAAUUGCAGUUGCGACGGCAAAUUCAACUGCAAAAAAUUCUAUACGGCGUGGCGACGUAAAAAAAAUACAAAAAAAAAACACAAAAAACGAGCACGCGCAGGCUAGUCAUAUCAGCUGCUGCUGCUGCUGGGCUCCACGAAGUGGCACCGCCGACACCGACAGCAACCCAAACCUCUAUAAAAGGCUCCUAAAAAAAAGAGGAAAGAGGAAAAAGAUUGCUGAAAACCCGAGUGCCCGAACCCAAAGUACAAGUCCUUGCAAGCAGCCGUUAAACAGUUAAAUGAAGCUGCAAGCAUAUUAAUAUACACAGUAAAACGAAAAGACUGCAGCUACAACAAAAUUUCUUGUUGAAAGAAGAAGACCGAGAAGGAAAUAAGAGUGUUCACCCACUCUCUCUCCAUCUUAAUCUCUCUUUCUUAUUCUAUCUUUGUGUUUAUUUAGUUUUUUUUUUUUUUUGACUGACGCUUUCUGGAGUUAUCUUUGAAUUAUUAUCAAACACACAUCACAACAAAGUCAUGCCACGGGGUAAACGUCGAGCUCCUGAAAUCGGUGACAAUAUGGACAGUCAAUCAAAGAGAGCCCGCACCAGCUAUACAAACAUACCGACACAACAAGGCAGCAGACGCCAUAUCAGAGCAGAAGAUGGCUUUAGCCAGAAACGUUGUCUGACAUGGUUCCAGGAGUAUACAACACCAGAUGAACCGGAAACAUUGGGACCCGAUGGCAUGGAGAAAUUCUGUGAGGAUGUUGGCGUCGAGCCCGAAAAUAUUGUGAUGCUGGUUCUCGCCUAUAAAAUGGGUGCCACCCAAAUGGGAUUUUUCAGUCAGCGUGAAUGGUUAAAGGGUCUCACAGAGCUCGAGUGUGACUCGGCAGCGAAAAUGGUUGUGAAACUGGACUAUCUGCGCAGCAUACUCAACGAUCCCAACUCAUUUAAAAGUAUCUACAGAUAUGCCUACGAUUUUGCCAAGGAUUCAGAUCAACGUAGUAUGGAUAUUAUGACGGCCAAGGCCAUGCUGCAGUUGCUAUUGGGUAAACAUUGGCCAUUGUAUCCACAAUUCGCCCAAUUCCUAGAGCAAUCAAAGUACAAGGUAAUUAAUAAGGAUCAGUGGUGUAAUAUAUUGGAAUUCUCUCGCACUAUUUGCAAUGAUUUAUCAAAUUACGAUAUCGAUGGAGCAUGGCCUGUCAUGCUGGAUGAAUUUGUGGAAUGGCAGCGCUUGCAGCGAAGCUUGACCAUUGCCAGUUCAAGCUCUAGCUGAGAGUUUCUGCAUCGAGUCGCCUAUUUCUAGUUCAACAUUAAAAAGAGCUCAGUUGGGCUCUAACCAUGAUGAUUAUAAUUAUUCGAUGAUCGAGACCCGAAAAACCAAACCCCCGAUACCGAGACCAGCGGAUCUAAGACACAAACACACCACACCACACCUCACACACGCCACAUCCACCCACCCUAUAGCCCCACACUAACCCCUCUCGCCACCAAUCAUCAGAACACACACACACAAAAAAACAACAAAAAAAAACAAAUACAGAGAAUCAUCGCAUUUGGAGAGACUGCGUCGCAAACUGGCAAAGCAAAAUAAAAACCAACUAUAUAAAAACAAGAAAUAAAAGAAAAAACAAAAUGCUACACUAUUGAUAAUAUAUUUAAUGUAAUAAUUUAUAUAUUAACUAAAACUAAACAAAAAACAAAACUAAAAAAAAACAACAAAAAAAAAC